This is a messenger RNA of Bombus pyrosoma, 10752 nucleotides long. RefSeq names its product F-box only protein 33. Gene Ontology annotation, molecular function: protein binding. Bases 178 to 1698 code for a protein of 506 amino acids. The transcript is spliced from 6 exons. Gene Ontology annotation, biological process: SCF-dependent proteasomal ubiquitin-dependent protein catabolic process; positive regulation of protein ubiquitination. Gene Ontology annotation, cellular component: SCF ubiquitin ligase complex. NCBI's taxonomy places the organism in Eukaryota, Metazoa, Arthropoda, Insecta, Hymenoptera, Apidae. The record is from RefSeq and is a predicted model, not a curated record.
ACGUAUGCGAACGGCAGUUGGAGUGGUUGGAAGUUAACGAGUAGAGCGCAAUACACGUCAGGGCUCUUAUUUUGAUUCGUGGAGGGGGCUCACCUCGAAGAAACGGGUGGCUGAGUCCUAAGGAUUUGCCAGGAAAAGAAGUGAAGGAUUAUAGGUUUGAUAAUAAUAAGAUUAAACAUGAUACAUGCUGAAAAUGGGGAUGUUGUAUAUUUGGAACAGUUAAAAAAUCCAAUGGAGAGCGACGCGACAGAGAAGGCAGUGUCAAAAAAGUGCGAAGAGCAGCUGUCUUCGAUAAAUGCAAACAGCUGUUCGUCCUACAAAGAUGCAAAUCGUUCGAUAGAAAUGGCGCAAGAGGACAAUAAUCUGUGCUGGAAUAACCUUCCCAGCAUCAUUCUACAGGAAAUAUUCUCAUAUUUACCAUACAACUGCCGGUUACGAGCCUCCCAGGUGUGCAAAAAUUGGAGAUGCGCUCUAUUUCAUCCUCAUUUUUGGAAAAAGAUCACAUUUGUCCUGAAAGAUGAAGACAGUGUAUCAUGGACUAAAUGCCUGGCAAGCAAUUUCGAACUUAGUGUGCAAGAAGUUACAAUCAUCUGUGAUAUAUCAAAUUAUUGUGCGAAAGAAACGUUAGCCCUCUUGAAAAAGCUAAGAUAUAAUAGGCAACUUCGUAAAUUGUUUUUGGAACCUAUCAAUAGUACAUUCGAAUAUGAAGAUGGUACAAAAUGCACUAAAGCAUUGAUUUCUUCUCUUAUAAGCAUUAUAAAGAAAUCCAAUCGUUUAGAAGCUCUAAGUCUGGGAUGCAUAGAAGAUUUAAUAGCAAAUGCCAGACAAAUCGUGAUACAUCUGCGUAACUACCAGGCAAAGCACUUGACAACUCUUGCUUUGGCAUCUGUUAAGGAUGAUCCUGAUGAUUUUAACAUUUUCAAUGCUGGUUAUGGACAUCUGUUUGAUUCAUUUGCUAGAUUAUCUAUUUUAACAUUAGAUUAUGAAUUCCUAACCAAUUCUUUGCUAAAGGCAUUGGACAGUGGUACGAUGGAAAGGCUUGUAAUUCAUGUGCAUGGUUGGCAUUAUCAGUUUUCGGGAACAGCUGAUGGUAGUUGGCAAAGUUUUGUUCAAAAGAAUCCGAAAUGUGAGCUGCGACUAAAUCUUCUACAUUCUUAUAUUGGUAUUGAAAAAUUAGAUACAAGUAUACUUCGUCCUUCCAUGCCACUUACACAUUUAAAAGUACUAUUUUGUGAAAAUGUUAAUAUUAGAGCAUUGCAUCGAUUAUCCAGGUGGUAUUCGCUUACUUUAAAAUCUUUAAUAUGGAUCGAUUCAGUACAAUCUUCAGCAAAAGACAUACCAGCAACAUAUGACCCAAGUGAUCCUCAUAGCCCUGAUCCACUAGUAUUAGUUGCAUGGAAGUGUACCAAACUUAUGGAAAUUGUAUUCAUAGGCCACAAAUAUCAUCAAGAAAAUUUGUUGGCUAUUGCACGCCUACGCGGAGAUUCGCUUAAGUCGUUAGUAUUUGCACAGAGAUUCAUUGCAACUGAUGUUGAAUCUUGGCAUAAGGCUGAAACUAUUACACAUGAAAUAAAAGAAAUAAUGGGGAGCCAGUGGAAACCAUUGAGCGAUGAAGAUUUACCUGCAGUUGUUAAAAAUCCUUUCGAAGGUGAUAGCAGGGAAGUUAUCAUGCCUUUGGUCCUCCAAGACCAAAAGUAAAUUUUUAUUUGCACCAAGGAAAUAUUACUCCCCAAUACCAUACAUUACUAAUCGACAUCAUCAACAAUUUCUGGGCGGGCUACACUCUCAGAAGUAAAGUUAUAAAGUUAUAUCCUUUAUUUUUCUAUAAGAAUUGUUUUUACGAGAACUAUGGAUGUAACAUCAAAUGGUGGACAUGUGUAAAUUCGUAGUUUAAAAUCAGUAGUUGAUGGAUAUGUUGCCUAUCAGGUAAGGAUCACACAGUUCCAAUGUGUAAACAGCGAGGGUAAAAACGCACACAAGUUCUCCUUUAUAAUGAUUUUAUUAGUUCUUAUGAGGAUAUGAUAAGCUAUAGUUAAAAUAUGUCUUUCUUGAGUCCGCGAUGAGGUACCUAAAUUAAGUACGUAUCACCCCCUAUUUUUGUUUAUCGAAACGAAUAUCAAAGUAUUUCGUUGGUUUUUCCUACGAAAAAUCAUUUGUGGUACAAUCACGUUUUAUUGCUAACAGUGGUGAUCCCAAAACGAUCAAAAUAAGAGAGAUAAUAACAAUUAGUGAUCGUUCCUCUCAUCGAUGAAUAUUAGUGAGAAAAAAAGCAUAUGUAAUAUACGAGUGUAAUAAUAUCCUUGAUAGAUAUUAAGAAUGAAAGCAUUACAAGACGAUCAAGGUCUCACCUAAACGGACCUUCGAUGUGACGUAUACCUGUUGAUAUCACGGGAAAAUAAUUUCAAAUGUGUGUGAAGGGGAAUACUACCAAUUAAAAUCAACGCGAAACAAAAACAACAAGACUAGAUGAGAGAAAGAACUGAUCUCACGAUGUUCCACUGGAAAGCGUAACGAAAUUCCAAAUGUAUGUAAGUAGAAAUAUGUUAACAAAUAUUUUUCCAAUUCUAUGGGAAAUUUAGAUCGAAGCGAGCGCCAAGAGCAUGCAGUGUAAGAAAAAGUAACUAAACGAAAAAAAAAUAAAAUAUGUUGGACUUCGUAAAAAGAGAGUUUGCGAUUGAGUUGCGAUAGAACAAAAGAUGCACUCAGAAAUAUAAGAAGUCGAACAGCGAUCCGAGGUUAUUUUUAAUACCAAAACCAAUCGGACGCUCUUGUACAAAUAUUAAAUGAAUGUGUGCCGAGAAGAGUGCGGUUGAUUUGGUGGUACAGACAGUUAGACACACAGCAAAUACAAACUUUUGCGUGUCGCCUUAGUAAAAAAAAAAAAGAAAGAAAGAGAAUAUCGAUGAUAUUAAUGAAGAACUGUGCGACUUCCAAGUACCGUCUUUUCACCGUGCUCUUAGCGACCGCUGAAAACGAACACAAUUAUAGGUUUAUCUAUAAAAAACAAAUCAGAGGAAUUAGCUGCUAAUUGUGUAUGUGUAUAUGUAUGUAUAUCUGUAUUAUCUAUCGAACUUUAAACGUUAAUAUUCAGAUGCCACAUGCAUCUAUUUCUGUCGUGCGAUUAAUAAUGACGAUUUCGAAGAUUUAAAAGAAACAUGAAAAUGAAAGAAAACGAUUCACAAACACAAAGAACAAUACCAAAACAGCACUCCUAUACAGUUUAUUAUUCUGAAAGGUUAUUUACUUUUUUCGAGUCCUUAUAUAAUUAUAAUUAUUAUAUCGUCGUGUACUUGUAGUCACGUGUACUAUUGCUUUUUAUAUGUGGUUCUGUACAUAUACAUCCAUGCGUUUAAAAUAUUGGACACGCGCAGAAAUCGCGGAGUUGCGCCCGAAUUUAAUGCAAGGAAAAAAGAGGAAAGAAAGAAAGGAGAGUGAGAUAAAGGGAAAAGCAAUAUAUAGCGGAUUAUCCGAGAGAAAGAAAAAAGGACAAAAAUGAAUCGAUUGAGAGCUAGGCACAAAUAAUGAGAAAACUAUUUCUUUAAACAAUUUAAAAAGUGUUAUACAAAAUGAACGGGCCUUAACCCUUGAACUCGCGAACGGCGGUAGCUAGAUAAAUUCUGAUCCAUGCAAUUCAGUUUCAUUAUUAUUAUUAUUAUUAUUAUUGUUGUUGUUGUUGUUGUUGUUGUUGUUGUUGUUAUUAUUAUUGUUAUUAUUAUGUUCUAUACAAACAAAACAGCUAGAUCUUACGAUUUGUGUUUCCAAAUUAAAAGAAAACUCAAGAAAUGAUUAACUACAAUAAUAAACAUAAUAAUUAUAAUAGAAUUAUAGUAAAUUAUAAUAUAAUUAUAAUAUAAUUAUAAUAUAAUUGUUUUGUCAUUACAAAGUAAAUAUUUGAUGCUCGAGUCAGAAAUGAUCCAGCAACCGCCAAGCGAGGGUUAACAUGUAUCGCAUGUACCUGAGUCGCGAUAAGGAUAAAUCUGCCGAAAAAAAUUUGACACGCGACAACCACCACUGAAGAAUACUAAUCAUAAUCACCUUAAUGGACAUUUUUCGGCGAUUUGCUGGAACACCUGCUUGUUUCUCGCCAAAAAAUGACUGACAAGUUAAGGUAUAAACUCAUGCCCUUUCAUUUCGUAUUCCGUGUGCGUGUAUUUUUUGAGGUCAGCAAAUUUUUACAAAACGGUGAAUCGACGGUUAUUCAUUAUCUAUAUAUAGAAAAAACAUUCUCGCGAACUAAUUAUUGUUCGCCGACCAUUGACGUUGUGCGGACGGGCCAGAUGUUAUUUAUGAAGUCUUUUUUCUCUUUUCUUUUUUUAUUCCUCGUAUAUAUUAUUGUCGUUUUUAUUACUAUUACUAUUAUUAUUAUUAAUAUUAUUUUCUUUUUGUUUUUUAAUCAAACGAAGUCCCGCAUAAACAGUAUACUCGCGGGCGCGGUGCCCGACGUGUGAGUCGAGAGAGAGAGAGAGAGAGAGAGAGAGAACAGUGUGAAAGAACAUAUGACGUUGCGAAAAUAAUGAUAACGUAUGAAAGAGAACGAAAUUUAAAUGAGAAAAGAUGAGAUAUGCGUUCGGAUGUAAGAACGAAAGUUAUCCAAAUGAGUAAAAAUAGCAAGCAAACAAACAAACGUCAGGUGAUACGUAGUACCAUCUCUGCGAAUCCUGUGUACAAAGUCAUAUAGAAGAAGAAGACAAUUCGGUAUUCGUGCGGUCGCUUAACCAAAUGGACACAACCCAACUAUACGCAUAUAUAUCGAUAUAAACGCGAAUGACAAACCAAGCAUAAGACUGAACCUACUGGGAAAGGUAUAACCACAGUUAGGCGGUCCGCACGUCUAGCCAACAUCCGACCUCAUAUUCAUAAAACAAGGACGAUCCCGACUAAACGGAAAGCAUCGUUCGCGAAUCGCGUCGGAACGAAUUUGUUCACAUCGAUUUUACCUAUUGUCGAUAACGCUUGUCUCGAUGAUUGUUGCUCGUCUUUCCUUUCUUAGGUCUCUUAGCUUUCCGUCUUAGCUCGUGGCCCUCGUCGAUUCGCCCCCUGAUUGACCCACGCGGACAUCAAUUUAUGAAUAUGCGAGUCGUUAAAAAAAAUAAUUAAAAAGUAAAAAAAAAGAAACAAAGGGGUGGUGCAUCAGCUAGUGUUUAGAUCGGAUAAGCGCCUCAUUGAAGAGAAAGAGAGAGGAAGAAAUAACGAAAGCUCACUCGAGGAUGGUUCUCGUAGCCGAUAAAUACUAACCUAUAAGACAGCCUGCCAAGAAUCAAAAUACUGUAAAAUAUCAAACGAACGCUAGCCAGUACAGAAUGCUAAGAUCUAUUUUUUAAGAAGCGAAUGUAUAUUUUUGUACUAAGGCAGGCCUUAGUGUGAAUCGUGUAUUCUUGCGCGUAAUGGCAAGACGAGAGCUGUGAUCAUAAUAUCAUUUCGGCUUAGCGAGAGAACAUAUAAAGACAAAAAAAUUGAAGGGGAAAAUAAAAGAGGAAUACGAGAAGAAAAUAACAGAAGUAACGCGGCGAUUACGUGUUCACGGAAAAGCAUAAAGAGAGAGAUAAUGAGGCGAAUGUUCUCCUGCUAGCGUUAUUACCGAGUGGGCUAUAGAUACAAAAGGGGUGGCGAUAAAUCGAGAACAAAACAUCUGUGAUAAAACAUAAAAUCUUAGAAAGGGUGCUCGAGAGAAAGAGAGAGAGAGAGAGAGAGAGAAAAGGUGGCGAAAGAGAGGAAGUGAGAAAAAACAAGCGCGCGUUAAAUGAUAUAAUAAGAAAACCUAAAGUAGGAAAAAACGUUGAAACAAAAUGCAACACAAUAGGGGGGAAUAAUAUAGGUAAAAGACGGAACCCUACGUGUAUUAGGGAAAUGAUACGCAAGACAUGCAAUUCCUACAAAAGAAAAACAAAAUGUGUAUAGAAGUGCUUCUAGAAGAUCUAUUGUGCGAAAAUAAUAAUAUUCGUCGUGCGUAUGACUAAUCGACAGAUGGAGACUGUCUUUCGACGAGAUAGCCCGGUCUAACUAUUGUAGUGGUUACCGUCUUGUCGUAUCCUUGUUUAAGGAGCGAACGCAUUCGAUCGUCAUGUGGGUUUCGAUGAACGCUCGCGCUAUUAUCUCAACGAGAAACAUUCGACCGAUGGGAAAAGCUAAUGAAGGGUUCUUGAUGUUUGCGAUUCUUCGAGUAAUAAGGAAAGCCAUACCAUACUAAACUAUAUAGAACGUUACUUAAGCGAACCAGACAUUCCACGCUACUGUCGGUUAUAUAGUAUCGCAACGCUGUAGUAUAUAUACAUAUAUAUACAUAUGUAUAGUUAAUUUAGUACUAUGAUUAAUUUCAAGCAAAGAAUAGUCGUUGUUGCGUUGAUUCUGUAAAAAGAUCUAAUGAUCUGUCCGCAAUCGACGUACACAUAUAUACAUGUAUUUCCAUCAAUUGUAUUCGAAGCUAUGCAAAGAUCGUGGAACUAUACCAAGAACUAAAAAAGCCCGCCUUCAUCAUGCCCACAUGAUAACUCGGCAUAAAGUCAGGACGUCGUACACCACGAGUAGUAUUAUAAGUUCCUAAAGAAAAGAAAAAAAAAUAUUUUACACUCUUAAGUACGAUAGAACGAAGCCGGCAUUACGAAUAACUCAUCUCACACGAACAAGGCGUUCAAGGCAUUCGGUUCGAUGUAUGUAGUUCGUUAGAUGAUUCCGUUCUGUUUUAUGGGAUUGUAAAACGCUUUUCAAACGCAGCACCAGUAACGUUUUUCUUUUCUUGUCUUUUUUUACAUAUACAUAUAUAUAUCUAUCUCUCUAUCUAUCUAUAUAAUAUAUAUACAUACACAGAUAUCUAUAUAACAUAUAUAUAUAUAGUUAUAUAGAUAUAUAGAUAUAUAUAAUUUACAAGUACGUGUAUAAUCCAUUCCAAUCGACGAGGCGGGCGUUAUGGAACGUAACGGUAAAAAUGUAAAAAUUGGAAAGGAUGGUUCCGCAUUGGAUGAAGAAACUAAACAGGAUAAAACUUUCGCGAAAGGCAAGGAAAUAUUAUAGUAUGUAUGUAAAUGGUAUCGUUCAAACGUCAUGUGUGUGUGUGUGUGUGUGUACACACACACAUAUACAUAUAUAUAGAUAAACAAUGAACGACACAUAUAGACCGAUAAACUCGAUAGAUAACAUGAAAAACGCGGGUUAAUAAUUUUACGUAACGUUACUAUAUAUAUAUUCUCGGUUAUUUUAUUACCGCCGUCUAUUUGACUAUAAAAGUUGAAUCGUCUUGAGGUUUGUUCGAGAAUCCGCACUGUGCAACAACCGACAUAGACGACAAGGAGAGAGAAACGAUAUUCCGUAACUCCUCACUCGAUACGUAACAAGUGCUUAGAAGGAUAUUUACCAAAACGCAGCGUUAGAUAUUUGUAUAUAAGUUAAUAAGGGCUGAGGUAACAAAACGCGAGCAAGCUAUUUUUUAUCGUUGGAUCGCGAGAUAAGGCGGAACGAACUCCGCCGAUAAAGUAUCUUCCAUGAGAAUAAAAGAAGAGAGAAACAUUUGCGAAGUAAAAAAAAUGAAGAAAUUAGAAAAAAAACAAACAUGACCGGGCCCACAAUAAACGUCGCUGUGUUAUAUUUGUUCGUGAAUUAAUUGAAGUCCUAGCUCUAUAGACGCAUGUAUAUGUACCAAAAAGAAAAAAGAAAAUUUGUACGAAAGAAGGAAAGAGGAAAAGAAAAACACAUACGAUGUGAUUAAGGAUUUUUAAUCACGGUCAUCGUGUUUGCUAAAUUGGGAUUUCGAAACUGAAUAACGUUAAGCUCUGUCUGCACUGAGGCAAGAAAGAGGAACUCUUUUUCGCCCUUUGUUACUGCAUGUUCCAAAAUAUUUUCAAUGAACAGCAACAUUACAAAAAUAUUUUGUUCACACUGAUGCAAUAUUCGACAACAAGUAGCGACUUUCUCAGGAGACAGGAACAGCAAUGUGAAGUUCACCGUUGUCGCUUCAGUGGAGACAGGGCUUUAAAUGACGCGUCUCACGCCGAACAACGAUCACCCUGAUGCCGGAUCGUUCAAAUUCGAUUUAGUUUCUACGUUUUACGAUGUGUCGGGUCAUUCCCCCCAUCGAUAAUAGUCGAGAAAGAACGAAACUCAAAACCGUUAUAGCAUUUUCUCAGUUACAAUUAACAAUAUCCCAUGCACUAAAAUAUUUACAAGAAUGCACAUGAAAGAUCGUUCGCCGGUGGGAUAACGUUAUCUUGACGCGUUUGACACGUUAUUAACCGCGUAACGCUCGAAAAAUUUUUCAGCGGAGUAUAGAAUUAUCGCUUCGCGUCAUAUGAACAUAUUUCCCUGGCUCUCGAUGCCAUAGCGCCUCCGAAAUUCACCGCUCGCUGAUGUUUUAUUCCAAGAAAAAAAAAAAAGAAAAGCUCGAGAUCGUUUCGUAUUGAUGAUCCAAAUAUACUUUUCAACGUAAAACAGUGCUCAAUCGGUUUCGUUCUCAUCGAAGCGAGCUUGCAUCGGUGUCGCGUCAGCGUUCCAUAUUUAACGAGACAAAAUAAUGUAUAGUUUAGUAGUGCGUUACGAGAUAGUGUUUAGUUUAAUCUCUCUGUUGAGAUAUAGAUCGAUUCUCUCGUGCAAUAUCGCGUCGAUAUAAAAAUUUGCAUUUUCAAUUAUAUUCAGGGAUUUGAUCUAUUUUUCGUCCGGUUAAUACUUAACCUAUUAAGGACCAAAGUUAGGUUAAUAUAAUGUCUUAUAUUUGUAACUUCUAUUUAGGCAACUUAUAUUAUUAAAUUUCAUCCAAUGCACAUUGCAAUUAUAAAAAGAAGUUUCACGAAUUUGCUCGAUAUUUUUUUCAUUGCCAUUUUUUCUUCCAUAUAUAUGCGUAAAUCCUAGAAUUUUGUAAGAUUUAAGGAAAGUAAAAUAUUUUAUAUUACUAUAUGAUAAAUUAUUUUGUUCAAAUUGUAGAAAUUCCCUUGGUGGGGAGAAUAAUUUACCUUAUUUGUGCUUUAUAAUAAUGUUGGUUUACACAAUUUCAACACAUUAUUUUUCUGUUUGGUUCUUAAUCGGUUAAUUUCACCACGUUCCGCGGGGGGCAUGUCCAUAGGAAUAUCGCUUCUAUUGCGUACUUCGGGUGUAAGUCUAUCUAAUUCUUCCUUAUAAGGACGCGUUUAACGGCGUAUAUUGUACGAUUCCAUUGCAGUUAAUAGUUUAAUCAGUUUCGCCGCGGUUUUUUAACAGUGCAAUGUACGCGUGCUACACGUCCACCGCGUGCGAGUUAAAGUGUUAAAUCGGACAUUCUCUUCGCGUGAUUUCAGACAAAGGGAGAGAUAGACCGAAAAAACACGAUGGUUACCAUGUUGAAUGCCACGGAUAAAAUCGUGGCCUCUGUCACACUUUUUUAGUCGUCGUAGGCACAACGUGUUUCGAACCCAUUUAGUGCACUUGGAAGUUUCUCACGUAGAAUUCGAUAUACUAUUGUAAAAGAAAAAAAACUACGUAUAACUUUGUAAAUGUUCUCUCCAAAUAUGUUCAACAAAAGAAGAAAGAAAAAUGAAGUUGAAUAUAUACAUAUAUCUCGAGCGAAGAAUUCGUUCUCCGGUCGAGCAUUGAUUUUUUCGUAAUCUCGGUGUUUCAGAGGUUAAUGUUUAUACAUAUAAUAGUAACGACAUAUAUGUGUGUAGUUGAAUAACGUUUCGAUCGAGUUAAACGCGUAAAAACAGUGACUCGAUGUUGUAUCGCGUUAGAAAGAUGAAUGCAACGGUGUUUGGACUUGCUGUUUUUGAGACUGAACGUGCGAUAUCUAAACGCGUCAAGCGAGCCCUGUCUAGUGCACCUGUUCCAUUAUUUUCUUCCGCGUUGUUGAUGGCAUUCUCCAAUCUCAAGUCAUUGAUUUCUAACUCGUAUUUUGACGGUUCUUAUGUCUUCAAGAUAUCUUGGAAGAAAGAGCAUGACACGCGUAAUACAAUGCCACACGCUUAUUUCUUCUUUGGUAUUUCAACUUCAUAUUCGAAUUAUUCGUUUCCCUUUUAUUUUCCAAAUACAGUAGGACCCCCUAUAGCACGAAAGAUACGUUCUGUAUUAUAUGAGACUCAAAAUGUAAAAAGUUAAAAUUAAAUAAAAGAUUUUUUGUUUAAUAUAAUAAAAGGUAAUAUGUAUUUUAGUUUAUUUUGAUACGGUAAAGUUUUCUUCACUAUAUGUAUGGAACGUAACUUAAAAUAAAAGUGUAGGUGAAGUUAAAAUUUUACCACUCUUAGAAUCACUUAAAAUUAAUUUCGACAUCACUUUUUGAAUAUUAGUAGCUUUUUCGUCGGUUAAAUUUUCUUUAGUGUCAGGGUUUGUAUUUUCUUUACUGUAAACGUUUUUUCUGGUACUCUUUCCUUAAAAAGUAUUUCAUUUCGCAUUCAUUGUUAUUUUCUAAGUUAUGUUAUACAAGGGCAGUAACAAUUUUUUUAUCACUUUAUAUGGUGUCCUACUGUUUUUGGUUCUCCUAACGAAUCUUUCUUUCAUGAUAUCGAUUCAACAUCGAAUUUAGGUAAUGUUUAAAGAAUUCGUAGAGUGUAUCAACGUGGAAUAUCAACGUGUAUAUUCGCGGAAAUAAAUCAAAUGUAACGCGAACAACUUUAUUUUUUGCUGACGCGGUAAAAAUCCAAUGAAGGUUUAAACAGGGGCAAGGGUGGGAGGAAGAAAAUCAAAGAAAGUCUCCUUUUACUGUUACUUGCGAUUCGUCGCGAAAUGUUGUCUAAAAAGGAACCAAUCUCCAUGUAAUAUGUAUCUCUACGUAUUAAUAUAUAUAUAUAUAUAUACUUAUAA